Molecule: messenger RNA, 1737 nt
Organism: Lotus japonicus
Lineage: Eukaryota; Viridiplantae; Streptophyta; Magnoliopsida; Fabales; Fabaceae
Exons: 5
Coding region: 1-1737 (578 amino acids)
Biological process (GO): regulation of DNA-templated transcription
Source: RefSeq, a predicted model, not a curated record
AUGAAAAGAAAAAGAAGGGUCUCUACUCCUGAAGUCACGCCUACUCCACCAAAGAGAUCCAAGUCAUCUCCUGUAACCUACAAAUCUAGACAAGCAAGUGUGAAGGAUAAGGGAAAGCAAAAGACUGUCAAGACUCCAAGUGAGAAGAAGAAAAGGAAUAUUUCAGUUGAUGUUGAAGACUCUGAGUCAGAUGCUGAAGCCGAUGUCCAGGACAUCCGACCCUCUGAGAAGAAGAAGUUUUUUGGGUCGUGGAGUAAAAGUAGACAGUUGGCUAUAUUGAGGUGCGAGUUGGGUGGCAAGUACAAACCGUACAAGUCUGAGUUGAAGCAGAAGGAGACAGGAACCAAGAAAUGUGAUUCUCCGUUUAGGCUCAAGGAGAGACGCACAUCAGAAGAUGGUUUGUGGAGGUUGACUGUUGUAUGUGGAGACCACAACCAUAAGCCCGCUGAGAAUCUGCUUGGCCAUGCCUAUGUCGGUCGCCUUACAAGUGAAGAAAAGGAGAUGGUGGGUAAAAUGGUUGGAAAUAAAGUCAAGCCAGGUAACAUGCUACUGGCAUCGAAGAGUGCCAACCCUCAAAAUCUGACUACCAUACGACAAGUCUACAAUGAGCGGAUGGCACACCUGAGGGCCAAGAGUGGCGUUGAUAGAGAUCCAACACUUGAUGAGGUUGUUGGAGGAAGAGAGUUGUUCAACCAAUUUCCUACUAUUGUCUUGCUUGAUAGCACGUACAAGACCAACAAGUAUAGGAUAUCGCUUUUGGAGAUGGUUGGUAUGACUUCAGUUGGAUUCACACACACCAUCGGGUUUGGCUACAUGUGCAAUGAGCGUGAACCUGAAGUUACAUGGGCGCUUCAAAAGCUGAGGGGGUUGAUACUUAGGGAGGAGGAUAUGCCUAAAGUCAUGGUUACUGACAGAGAGACUGCUUUGAUGAACACAGUUGAAGCCACAUUCCCUACAAGUACUCACUUACUAUGCCAAUUCCAUAUUGCUAAGUGUGUGAAGGCAAAUUGCAAGCUUGCUAUCCAACUGAAGGAGGUGUGGGAUGAUGUCGGGGACGCAUGGAAUAAAUUCAUGUAUUCUGAAUCAGCGGAGGAGUUUAAUGCUAGUAUGCACUUCUUGCGUGCGCUAACUGGGGAGCACUCUGAGUUCAUGCAAUACGUCAAGGAUACUUGGUUGUCGGUUAAGCAUAAGUUUGUGAAGGUUGAAGGUGCACAUGCAAAACUCAAAGCGUGCAUCAAAGAUAGCAAAAGUGGCAAGUGUGCGGCUUGGGCAGCUAUACAUAAGUGCACACUUCUCCAACAUACAAAGAUUAAUGCUGAUUUUCAGGCAAGUAUAUUCAUCAGGGAGCAUACAUUCAAGGAGAAGUUGUAUGACAACUUGUGUGGUUUAGUCUCAAAGGAGAAAGUGCGUGUUGGAAAAUGCGGUUGUACUAUCAGGCUUACAACAACAGCUGCACCUGAUGAAUCCCAACCUGUUAUGGGAUUGAGCAUUACAACAGAGUUGGAGGUCAUUCCGAAGAUGUUUGAAGAGGCUAAUGUUCUGAGGAUACAAGCUAUCAAAGAGAGGCUUCGACAGAUUGCAUACCAAGAUCAGACUUCUUUGUAUCCUCCUCCAAACAAGUUGCCUACCAAGGGCCGGCCUGGUGAACUUAAGGGUUCAACCAGACGUCUUCCUUCAAAGUGGGAGCAUGUUGAUAAUCUAUUUCAAUCACUAAAAGAGCAACUCAACCCUUCCUAA